AUGAGCUCAACCCACGCUAUCGAGUCAAAUAUCAUUGGAAAUGAUGCCUGGAUUCACCAGGGCAAUGUGAUCCAUAAUUACGCCAGUGCCCCUCGUGAAUUCUGUGUCCUGAUUCCCUUUUUCUACAAUGAGGAGCUUAUUCAUCGUCAAGAUAUUAUUAACGAGCUAGACAGAAUCUUGCCGCUAUCCGAUGAAUACUCUACCGCCGCCCUCUAUGGGCUUGGCGGCUCAGGUAAUAUGACAUUUACGCAAGAUUUCGAGUCGAUUGCGAAGAAGCUAGGCCUUCUAAGCAACGUCGUUGGAGAAGAUCUUUUAAUAGCUGUACGUUAUGGUAUUGAGUCGAACCCUCCUUGGGUGCUGAUUCUAGAUACUGCGGACAACCUAAGGCUCUUUGACGCUCCGAAUCUUGGAGCAUAUAUGUUAAACCUAGAUAAAUUUAUCCCACGUGGUCUAAAGGGCCAAGCCCUCUGGACGAGCUGCGACAAGCGCAUCGCCGGAGGCCUUGUUGCAGUUCGACGGGUAAUCAACAUUCCAAAGAUGACUCCUAAUGAGGCGAAGGAGCUGUUCGACAGUGUUAGAAAUAAUCGAGUGGGCAACGACGAGGGAAGAUAUGUUGUAGCACUUCUCGACGAACUUAAGUGGCUACUACUCGCUAUAUCGCAAGCUACAGUAUAUAUAAGGAGGACCUUGAUAAUCGUUGAGGAGUACGCUGAGAAUAAGAUGGUAUAUCAGAUUUUACAUAUUCACGCCUAUCUAGAUAACCAGAACAUCCCUAUUGAGUUGGUUAAGCAAGCAGCUCACUACAGCAAUAAUAGUAAUGGUAUAGAUCAUAGUUUCGAAACACGCAAUGAUAACUCCUCGUCAGUCUCUGAUAGCGAGGAUGAUAAAGUUACUGAAGCUAUCGCCCGUCUUUGCGACUUCUCAUUUUUAAGCAUACAGAUGCAUAAACUUGUUCAGGAAGCAAUGCGGUGGGGGUUGAGCAGAAAAGAACGGAAGAGUGAAGCAAAUUAUUUCUCAGCUGCAGCGCUUGGAAUUACUUACGAUCUUUUCCCGAGAUCCCCAUACGAAGAACGGGAGGCCUGGAACCAAUGCGAGAAGUACAUCACUCACACACAGCAGGCGUGUGAGUGGGCUGCACUCUGUGGAGGAGAUGAAAAAGCCGUAGAGUUAUUGUCAAGGUUGGCCCAUUAUUUGAGCUGGCGUAACAGAUGGAGGGAGUCCGAGAUUAUGGCAGAGGUAAUGCAAAUCGAGAUACACAGGCAGCGACGGGAGAUUCUUGGUGACAUAAAUCCUUACACAAUCAUGAGCGAGCAUAGAUUCGGGAGGUAUAAACGGGCAGAGGAAAUAAUGGUGAGAGCACUGGCACUACUACAGGGGAUCAUUGGCACCACUCAUCACAUCACAGUGAGAACUAUGGCAAAUCUUGUAGUAACAUAUCACGCACUUGGGAAGAUUAAAGAGGCAGAAGAGAUGAUCAUGGAAGUACUGACGCUGCAGCAAAACAUUCUUGGUCAUAAGCACCUUUUUACGAUUACUACCAUGGCCAAUAUUUCAGCAAUACACCAGUCGUUUGGCAGGUAUCAAGAAGCAGAGACAUUGGGGGUAGAAGUACUGGCACUACGGCGGGAGAUGCUUGGUGAUCAGGAUCCUGAUACCAUCAAGGCUAUGGCGCGUCUCGGGAAAACGUAUCGUGCAGCUGGCAAAUACAAAGAGGCAGAGGAAAUACUGGUAAAAGCAUUGGCGCUUCGACGGGAAGUUCUUGGUGACGAACAUCCUGAUACGAUGAAGAUCAUUAAACGACUCGCAUAUACACGCCGUCAAUUGGAGCGGCUGAGUAUUGAAGAAAACUAGCUUAGGUUUGAAGAUAGAG
Messenger RNA from Trichoderma harzianum CBS 226.95, 1870 nucleotides. RefSeq lists its product as hypothetical. Gene Ontology annotation, biological process: microtubule-based movement. Gene Ontology annotation, cellular component: membrane-bounded organelle; kinesin complex; cytoplasm. Lineage: Eukaryota; Fungi; Ascomycota; Sordariomycetes; Hypocreales; Hypocreaceae. The record is from RefSeq and is a predicted model, not a curated record. Gene Ontology annotation, molecular function: kinesin binding. The transcript has 8 exons. Bases 1 to 1851 code for a protein of 616 amino acids.